Molecule: messenger RNA, 1608 nt
Organism: Poeciliopsis prolifica (blackstripe livebearer)
Lineage: Eukaryota; Metazoa; Chordata; Actinopteri; Cyprinodontiformes; Poeciliidae
Product: dnaJ homolog subfamily C member 25-like
Biological process (GO): protein folding
Cellular component (GO): endoplasmic reticulum membrane
Source: RefSeq, a predicted model, not a curated record
CAUGGCGCUGUUCCCGGAGCGGAGCCGCGGCACCGUGAGCGGCCUGUGGCGGCUCGCGGUGCUCCUGCUCGCCGUGUCGUCGCUGCCCGCCGCCACGGCGCUGCUGGAGGGGCUCUACUGCGGGACGGAGGUCUGCUACGACGUGCUGGGAGUCUCCCGGGAGGCCUCCAAGGCGGAGAUCGCGAGGGCUUACCGGCAGCUGGCCCGCCGGUACCACCCGGCGUACCGGCCCGAGGAGCCCGGAGAGGAGGAGAACGCUCACUCCAAGUUCCUGCUGAUCGCGACGGCUUAUGAGACACUGAAGGAUGAAGACUCGCGGCGCGACUACGACUACAUGCUGGACCACCCUGAGGAAUACUACCAGCACUACUACGCCUACUACCGCCGCCGCCUCGCCCCCAAAGUCGACGUCCGGAUCGUCAUCCUCGUCACCAUCUGCGCCAUCUCUGCCGUCCAGUACGUCAGCUGGUGCAGCAGCUACAACAAGGCCAUCAACUACCUGGUGACCGUCCCAAAGUACCGGAUCCAGGCCACCGAGAUCGCCAAGCAGCAGGGCCUGCUCAGCCGCACCAAGGAGAAGGGCAAGAACCGGCGCUCCAAGGAUGAGAUCCGCGAGCAGGAAGAGGAAGUGAUCCGUGACAUCAUCAAGAACAAGAUCGACAUCAAGGGCGGCUACCAGAAGCCGAACCUGUCGGACAUCCUGCUGUGCCAGAUGGCGCUGUUCCCCUUCUACCUGAGCCGCUACGUGGCGUGGUACGCCCGCUGGGUGUACCGCUUCACCGUCUGCCGGGAGGACUACGGCGAGGAGGAGAAGCUCUACCUCAUCAGGAGGAACAUGAAGCUGUCGCAGGCCCAGUUCGACAGUCUGGAGGAAAACGCCAAGCAGACGUUCCUGGAGAAGCAGCUGUGGGUCAGAGAAAACUACGAGGCGUACAGGAAGGAGCGCGAGGAGGAGAUGAAGGCCAAGCUGGCGACCGACCCCAAGAUGAAGCGGUACCGCCGCUGGAUGAAGAACGAAGGCCCGGGUCGGCUGACCUUCGCAGACGACUGACGGCGGCGCCGCCCGUCCAGAACCAACACGCCUGCCUCAGCGCCUGCCUCAGCACCGGCUCAACGCCCGACCGGCCCGGCCCGGUGCCGGCGCCGGCGGACUCCAGCCCGGCUGUUUGCAGCCGUUGCUACAGAUAUUUUCUACAGACGCGCCUCAGAGUGACUGAAUAAACUGCGAGCUGCAGCUUGAUGUAUUUCUCAUUCUAACAUUUUUACCCAUUAAAAGAAACAGAUCAAGUUUAUAUUUAAGGUUAAAAAAUCUUUGUGAUAAUUAUUUCCUCCACAUUCAGCCUUUGCAGCCUGAAAUAUAAAAAUAAGUGUCCUUUAAAAAGGCAGCAACAAAUAAACUCCUGCUGCUGAUGAAGCUGUUAAAGAGAUGAAUGUUUUCUUGCCUGCAGCGUCCCGACGGUUCGGUGCUGCAGCGUCCGACGGUUCGGUGCUGCAGCGUCCCGACGGUUCGGUGCUGCAGCGUCCGACGGUUCGGUGCUGCAGCGUCCCGACGGUUCGAUGCUGCAGCAUCCCGACGGUUCGGUGCUGCAGCGUCCGACGGUUCGGUGC